CGCUGAAGCAAACAUGCAUUCACUGCUUUCGACCAGAGGAAUAAAUAUGGAGUCGUGAACAGUAUCUCGAAUGCAACAUUACCAAUUCGUUGUACCCAGUCCCAGUUCGCAACCAUGAGCGGACACAAUAGCCGAGACCGUCCACCAGGACGAACGACUCAACCUUGGUAUGAAUCACCGAAGUGCAUUUGCGAAUACAUCGCGGACCUCUUCUGCUGCUGCUGCAGCAGACGUCACCAGGACCUCCAUGGUCUAGACAGAGAGCAGCGCAACCCACCACCAACUCCUGCUUCAAGCCCGAUGACCACGCCAACACAUCGCAGACGGCCAGAAAUUUACGAACUCAGCCCAAUGGAGCGCAACAGUAUCAGGCCGAGAAACGACGAGAGAGUCCGCGUGGAAAGACUGCCUGGAUAUGAGCGAAGCAUCCCGCCAAAUCCUCGGUUUGCGAAUCAAGUCACUGAGCCGCCGGUGAUCUACAGUCCGACUGCGAGACUUGUGCCUAGCGAGACGGAGCAAGAUGCGCGGGAGGGUGGCAAGGGGAAGGGAAAGGAGAAAGAGCUGGAGAAGAGGUCCACGCUCUGGAACAGGGCGAGGGCAUUGGAGGAGAGAAAGGAACAGCUUGAGCGUGAGGAGGAAGAAAAGGAUCGCCAAUAUUCUGAACAGCUUGAGAGGCUUCGCGAAGCGCAACGCAAUGCUGAAGAGAACAGAAAGAUCGGGUUGAGAUCGGGGGUGCGUCAAGAGUCGCCUCCACGCGAAGAGCAGCCUUUGGCACGCGGACCAAGCGCUGCAAGUGAGGCUACGAGCUUCCGCUUCCAAGAACGCCAGCAACAACGCUUCGACGACACGUAUAGCGUGACAGACUCCGACACGCCUACACCGCCAGCUCGAACUCGUCCAGCUCGGAUUCCAAGUGGUGAUCUGGCCACACUUCCGUCUGUGAGACGUCUUUUGGAGGAAGCUGCGCAACAAGAGGCUGGAGCCAGUGGCGACUCGCGUUCUUUCAGUGCUGGAAAUCUCCAGCAAGUCGCGAAUGGGGCAGAACGUAACACUCGUUCUUCCAGUGCUGGAGAAGCUACAGGAGAUGAACUUCCAGAAACGCCAGCAGCUGGUAGACGUUCAGCCGAGCUGCCUUCGACACCGCAGACAUUGGGCCGACCAUUCUCGGAUUACGUCUCUCCGUCGCAGAUUCAGAUCUCGCCAGCACCAGAGCCAGCAGAUCUUGAAAGAGUGCGUGUCUUCGUUGAGCGGCUGGGCAGGGGCGAACACCCUGGCGAUCGCGAUUGUACUCGCUGA
Molecule: messenger RNA, 1296 nt
Organism: Cercospora beticola
Lineage: Eukaryota; Fungi; Ascomycota; Dothideomycetes; Mycosphaerellales; Mycosphaerellaceae
Source: RefSeq, a predicted model, not a curated record